Macroventuria anomochaeta is the source of this 1305-nucleotide messenger RNA. RefSeq lists its product as uncharacterized. The coding region runs from base 29 to 1159 and encodes 376 amino acids. The record is from RefSeq and is a predicted model, not a curated record. The transcript has a single exon. Gene Ontology annotation, molecular function: heme binding. NCBI's taxonomy places the organism in Eukaryota, Fungi, Ascomycota, Dothideomycetes, Pleosporales, Didymellaceae.
CUCCUUCUCUGAACCGCAGACCCGAGAGAUGCUCGUUGCGGUCUCAAUCCUGGCCAUAUCGCUGUCGAUACUGAUCUACCACCACCCACUAUCUACAUGGCCCUCCUACUUCGCCUCCGCGCAGGGCUCUGCGGCGCCCACGGAGCCCGAACAGUCGCAGCAGGGUGAAGAGCGCCCCGCCGAACAGCAACAGAUAGAGUCGCAAGGACAACAAGAGAAGGAUGUACAACUCCAGGACUUGUCGCCUGCAACAACUCCAAAAGCUACGGCCAGCAAUGCAAAUGCGCCAGCUAUACCGUCCUUCACGCUCGAGGAGCAUCACAGCUCCAGUGAGAGCGAAGAUGAGGAUAACUUGCCGCCGCCUUCGUUUCCAGCGCUGAACUCCGCACAACGAGCUUCGAAACCAGCACCGCCGAGCUUCGCGAUGUCGCCACCGCCUCAGCCCAGCCUCAUGGCUCCUCCCGCAUCGAAUGGCAGCAUGGCCCCGCCAUCGAAACCCGCUUCCUCUCCUUCCCUCAUGGCACCGCCUCCACGCGUCUCUGCCUCGAGUCUACGCCCCUUACCCACAGCAUCCACCUCUCAGGGCUUUAGCGCACCAGCCACAGGUCUCGUGCCUCCUCGUGGACCCGCCGCGCCUGGCCUCAUUCCACCACGAGGACCUGUGCCAAACCGCGGCCCGGUCCCGAGCAGAGGCCCACCGAACUCAAACGGCUCUCUUGCGCUGCCACCUUCAGGCAAUCCUAAUGUUAUCAAGACGCCUAAUGCUCGCAACAAGGUGCAACUUACGCCUGGUCACUCGCCACUUGACUGGGCCAACCUACAGCGCAGCAAUACCAACCUAUCCGGUGUGAGCUCCUUAGUAUGCGUCACACCUUCGAUGUUGAAGUUCAUGAACGGGCGCAAGGACAAGGAGACGGGCAAAAUGAAGGACGCAUGGUCAGUCUAUCAAGGCAAGGUCUACAACAUCAGCCCUUACUUGCCUUACCAUCCUGGUGGAGAGGGUGAGCUGCGAAGAGCGGCGGGCAAGGAUGGGACAAAGCUGUUCAUGGAGGUCCAUCCCUGGGUGAACUGGGAGAACAUGUUGGGCGAGUGCAUGGUUGGCAUCUUUGUGUCUGAAGAGCAAGCGCCUGCUAAGAGUACGCUGGAGGAUAUGGAUUAGAUGGAGAAGAAGACACCCUAUAGAUUUGCAUUUGAUGGCGUUCUUGUGACAUAAUAUCUGCACAUGAAAGCGCGUCGCUAUACUCCCUAAGUUUGCUGUACCCUCAGUAUACAUAGUGUAUCAUAAAGGCAUCACAGCUGAAUGCA